UUCAAUGGCAGCUAUUUCGUAGAUGUCACUCGUUCGGUCUUUCAUUACGACGUUUUACUAUCAUGGCGGCUGCCGUCGGUAGAAUUUGUGGGGCACGACUUUUCAGAAAUACUGGCAUAGUUGGCCCCCAGGUGUGUCAACUGUCCACCAGUUCUCAGGGAUGGACUAGGAAUAGAAAAUUGUUGCUCUCCACAUUGGGAGUUGUAGGAGGAGGGGUAGGAGCCCUACUCUUUGCUCUAGAACAGUCGGUGCAGGCUUCAGGCAGUGAAGCACAUCCCCCUCAUCAGCCAUGGAGUCAUGACGGAUGGUUCCAGUCACUGGAUCAUGCCAGUGUUCGACGCGGAUAUGAGGUGUACAAACAAGUGUGCAGGGCGUGUCACUCGCUGCAGUACAUCGCUUUCCGAAACCUCGUGAAUGUUACCCACACCGAGGCUGAAGCUAAGGCCGAAGCAGCUGAGGUGAUGAUCAAAGAUGGUCCAGAUGAAGAAGGAAACUACUUCGAGAGGCCGGGCAAACUAUCGGACUACUUCCCGUCACCAUACCCUAAUGAAAAUGCUGCUAGGGCAGCAAACAAUGGUGCUUAUCCUCCGGAUCUAUCGUUGAUCGUCUCCGGUCGCAAAGGCGGCGAGGACUACAUAUUCUCGCUGCUGACCGGCUACAUGGAGGCGCCGGCCGGCAUCGUGCUGCGCGACGGACAGCACUACAACCCUUACUUCCCGGGCGGGGCCAUUUCCAUGGCGCAAUCACUGUUCGACGAGGCUGCCGAAUACAGCGACGGCACCCCUCCUACCGCCUCCCAACUAGCCAAGGACGUGGCCACUUUCCUACGGUGGUGUUCGGAACCGGAACUCGACGACCGACGAUUGAUGACCAUCAAGGCGAUCGGCAUGUUCUCUAUGCUCGCCGCAGUCGCCUACUACUUCAAACGGCACAAGUGGUCCACGAUGAAGUCCAGAAAACUAGCCUACAAACCCGUCUCUAAGAAAUAAACGCGCCGCCGCCAUCAAAAAUUUGUAGAAUAAACAGAAGUUUUAGACACGUUUUUUUUUCGAUAGGCACAGUAUGUUAUUUGUUUAUAAUUAAAUUAAUUUAUUUUAUACACAACGCGUUUACUUCUGACCUUCUUGUUGAAAACUCUGGAAUCGUGUUAACUGUCACCGUCACACAUAUACAUACUAUAAAGCUCAGUGCCCCUUCGACUGACAGUGGCGGCGUAUGAAUAUAAUUUACUGUUAAUGUAUUUACUGAUAAUAGCGCAAUUGUUGGCUUUGUGCGGCUGAUAUAAUGCACGGUCAAAUUAAUAACUUAGGUGAUUUAACGUUAACUGUGCUUGUGAUGUUCCAUGAAAGAUAAAAUGUGAAUCAGUGUACAGUUGAAUAAAUGAGUUACGAAU
This is a messenger RNA of Chilo suppressalis (striped riceborer), 1393 nucleotides long. Lineage: Eukaryota; Metazoa; Arthropoda; Insecta; Lepidoptera; Crambidae. The record is from the annotation of a GenBank genome assembly.